Messenger RNA from Pyricularia oryzae 70-15, 402 nucleotides. RefSeq lists its product as uncharacterized. Bases 1 to 402 code for a protein of 133 amino acids. The record is from RefSeq and is a predicted model, not a curated record. NCBI's taxonomy places the organism in Eukaryota, Fungi, Ascomycota, Sordariomycetes, Magnaporthales, Pyriculariaceae. The transcript has 2 exons.
AUGUCCCCAUGUCCGUUACCAAGGCCUAAGCGACGGUCAACCACACCUCUAAGAAUGAGACUUGGCCGAGUAAGCGCCGUUGAUGGGUUGAAUGGAAGAGAUUGCAAGUGCUAUUUCGUGCAGGGUGGCCAGUGGGCCACUGCGAUUGUAAGGAUCGCCGGUUCACCCGCUAGCCGAUGUGGUGGUCGUGACGGAGCCGCCGUACGAGCGGAACGAUGCCAGUGUCGCUACUGUCAACCUUCCAGCCAGGUUCAGCCUCCAGCCCGGGAGAGCCGCAAGGUCCUGCUCUCAUUCAUGAUUCACGCCCUGCAGGCCUAUCCCAAAACAUCUCCCGCUAUGAAGGUCGUAUCCAAGUCAUUAGCGACUCGGGAGAGGCUUUGUCUGCAUUAUUUGGGAGAGUGA